AUAUUAUUACCCACGGUAUUAUGAAAGGUGUUUGAGAAAUGUGUGUAUAAUAAGAUGUUUACUUUUUUGGACAAGUUGAACAUAAUAACCAAGUUUCAACACCGAUUUUAGCGGGUUUCGUCGAUUGAAAGUGCUUUAUACGAGUUUUGUGAAUAUGCUUAUCAUGCCCUUGAUUAAAAAAGUACGUUGGUGCUCUUUUUUUCGAUUUAUCCAAGGGAUUCGAUAUCAAACAUGAAAUAAUCCUGAGUAAGUUAUACUCGCUAGGAUUUAGACUUUAGAGGAAAUGAACUUUCAUGGCUGAAGUCAUACUUGACUCUCAGAAAAAUGUGCGUGAAAUAUGAUAACUGUCAAUCACAACCAUACGGUAACGAUAAUGGAGUCCCUCAGGGAUCCAUCUUGGGACUUCUAAUCAUUAGUUAUGUGCCAGAACAUGUAAAUACAAACCAAAUAAUUCUAUAUGCAGACGACACAACAUGCUGCAGAAGAGGCAAAACAACACAAGUUGCUCAGUUUAUUUUGGAUGAUUAUAUCGAGAAGAACAAAGGGUCUGCCUGUAAAAUAGUAUGUACGCAACCAAGAAGGAUAAGUGCUAUAUCUGUGGCAGAACGGGUUGCAGAAGAACGGGCUGAAAAACUAGGAGAGAGUGUUGGCUUCCAAAUUAGGCUUGAAAAGAAAUUACCCAGAGACACUGGAUCGAUAGUAUUUUGUACAACGGGAGUUGUUCUCAAACAAAUGGAAUCUGAUCCCUCUUUGAGCACAGUGUCCCACAUCAUACUUGAUGAAAUUCAUGAACGCAGCAUUCCCUCAGACUUUUUGAUAACUGUUUUGAAGGAGGUUAUUAAGAAAAGGAACGAUCUUAAGAUCAUUCUAAUGAGUGCAACAUUAAAUGCAGAAGCUUUUUCGAAAUAUUAUAAUAACUGCCCUCACAUCAAUAUUCCUGGAUUCACAUAUCCUGUGGCAGAAUACUUUUUAGAAGAUGUCUUGCAAAAAACUAAAAGCAAAUUAUUCCAACAGUUUGAACCUUCUACAUCGAGGUGGGAUUACAAAAAGCGUGUGCAAAAAAAUAGGGGUCCGCUAAGUGUAGAAGAGCAAGAAUUCAAAGAAUAUAUCGUGCCGUAUGCCAGAAACCUGGAAAGAGAGAAGAAGUAUGAUGCACUUGUGUGUGAACAGUUGAAAAAUCCAGAUAGCGAAAUCCUCAAUUUGGAUUUAGUUUACGAGUUAUUAGUCUAUAUAGUUGAGAAGGAAGAGAAACACGGAUCGGUACUGAUUUUCUGUCCCGGAUUAUCGCAAAUAUCGGGCCUCAUAAAGAAAAUUGAAAACUCUUCAAAGUUUCCACCUUCCCGAUACAUCAUAUUUCCGUUGCACUCGCAGAUGCCAUCUAUAGACCAGAAAGAAAUUUUCAAUCCAGCUCCGCAAGGCAAGAGAAAAAUAAUUGUGUCAACUAACAUCGCAGAGACAUCCAUUACAAUAGACGAUGUCGUGUACGUCAUUGACUGUGGCAAAAUCAAGACUGCUGAUUUCGACAUAGAACUGAAAACGGAAACUUUGAAAAUAAGAUGGGUGAGCGUUGCUAAUGCAGAUCAGAGAAGAGGGCGUGCCGGAAGGGUACAGCCUGGAGUGUGUUUUCAUCUGUAUAGCAGGGCACGGCAUAUGAUUUUGGAAAAGUACCUGAAGCCUGAAAUUCUUUGUAAAAGGCUCGAAGGGACUAUUUUAACAGCUAAAAUCUUACAACUUGGUAAAAUCGAAGAAUUUUUUUCCAAAUUGAUGGUCAGCCCAGAUGCGGAAUCAUUGAGUAUUGCGCUAGCCCUCCUCAAACGUUUAAAUGCUUUGGACAGUGUUGAAAAUUUAACCCCGCUUGGUUACCAUUUAGCCAGGUUGCCCGUUGCUCCACAAAUGGGAAAAAUGAUAUUGUUGGGAGCCAUAUUCAGUUGCUUGGAUCCUAUACUAUCGGUUGCUGUGUCUUUGGAUUUCAAGGACGCAUUUCAAAUUCCACUCGGAAAAGAGCAAGAGGCUGACAAGAAAAGGUCUGAACUUGCAGAUGACACCAUGAGCGAUCAUAUUGUUUUACAUAAGGGUUUCUAAAAAGGGAAUAAUCAAGCCGUACAUGACUUCAAUGCAAACAGGACAAUCGUGCAAAUUUCAUCCAAAAUCAGUUUUGAGCCGUACGAGGAGUUUUUCAUUUCCUCUAGUGGUGUACUACAAAAAAAUGAAAUCGACGUGCGACUUCAUUUACGACGCCACGAUGGUACAUCCAUUACCCAUUUUAUUUUUCGGUGAUCGGUACAUCCAUUCCGAGGCAAAUGGGAAGCACAUUGUCAGUGUCAACAAUAUGGUUAGAUUUACGGCGGACUCCGAAAGAACGGUCUCUAUCAUCAGAGAUCUGAGGGAUAGGCUGUUCUGGUUCUUGGAACACAAGAUCACUCAUCCUGGCAGUGUCAAUUGGACAAGUUCAUCUGAUGAACUGAAUGUAUUAAAGUUAGUAUAAAUUUCAUUUGAAAAGAA
Messenger RNA from Leptinotarsa decemlineata (Colorado potato beetle), 2502 nucleotides. RefSeq names its product ATP-dependent RNA helicase Rhau (gene Rhau). The record is from RefSeq and is a predicted model, not a curated record. Gene Ontology annotation, molecular function: G-quadruplex RNA binding; G-quadruplex DNA binding; DNA helicase activity. Gene Ontology annotation, cellular component: nucleus; cytoplasm; intracellular anatomical structure. Lineage: Eukaryota; Metazoa; Arthropoda; Insecta; Coleoptera; Chrysomelidae.